UAAAUGAAUCAUUAUCGUUAAAUUGAUUGAUUUUCUUCGGAAAAAAUAAAAGAUUUUCCCGAAUCAUUCCGUUCUCUAACCGGUGGGUCCGGUUACUGUGGAAACCGAGCUGUGUCUGUGUGUAUAUAGGGUAAACAAAUCGAAUGUAUUUUCAUUUCGUUCGAUUCAAUCAAAAUAGAAUAUUUUUUUUUGUUGAAAAAACGAUAAUAAUGUAUUCACAAUUAAAUCCAUUAAUAUUACGAUCAUUAACAACAUCUGCUUGUUAUGAUAAUCUAUCAAUUGAAUCUUUGGAUGAUAAAUCAACAACAAAAAUAACAACAAUAUUAGCUGUUCAUGAUAAUAGAAAAAUAGCCAUAAUUAAAAUUGAUAAUGAAAAUGAUGUUGCAAAUAUUAUUGAUUCAACAUUGAUUGAUUUUUCACAAAAUUCCAAAUCAAAUCCACUUCAAAUGAUCAAAAUGAUUCGAUUGCAGAAUAAAAUUUACUUGGUUGUAUUAUCAUCGAAAACUUUGAAGAUUUAUUCAACAGAAUCUGGUUAUAAGAUUUUAUUCGAACAAAAUAUUGAAAAUUUGGAUAAAAAAUUGAAUGAAUUGACAAUAACAUCGAUUGAAAAAUUGAAUGAAAAUGUAUUUGGUUUUACAACAAGAAAUCGAUUACAUUUAUUUGAAAUGACUAAUAACAAUGGUUUUGUUGAAAAAGAAUUUCAUCAGGAUUUGAAAUCCAGUACAACAUCACAGAUUAUAAAAUUCAUUAAAAUUGAUGAUCAAUUACAAAGAUUUGGUUUGUUUGAAAAUUUUACCAAAAUAACCAUUUGGCAAUUGAAUGAGAAAAAUUUUUCAUUCACACAAAUUACAACGUUCGAUUUACAUGCAAACACCAAAUUAACCUGUGUUCAGGUAUUCAAAACAUUCUUGCUAAUCGGUACGGUUGCUGGCCAAAUACAAAUUGUCAACAUUAAAGAUGGCCUUUUGAUGGGUGAAAUUCAAUCACAUAUUAAAUGUGUAACCAGUAUGGAUGUUGCUACAAAUACCGGUUAUUUGAUUUCUGGUUCAGAAGAUAGUUAUGCACGUUUAUUUCGAUUGGAACAAAUUAAUGAAAAUGAAUUUCGGGUUGAAUUUCUUCAACAAUUUAUUGCUCCAAAUGAAAUGAUAUUUGGUACAAAAUUUUUGAAUACAAACGGUUCAUCAAUGGCAAUCACAACAUUCGAAUCGAAUCAGAUAAAAAUUUUCAAAAUGAAAUAAUCACAGGUGGUUUGUUUGUUUAUUUAUUUAC
Dermatophagoides pteronyssinus (European house dust mite) is the source of this 1269-nucleotide messenger RNA. RefSeq lists its product as uncharacterized. Lineage: Eukaryota; Metazoa; Arthropoda; Arachnida; Sarcoptiformes; Pyroglyphidae. The record is from RefSeq and is a predicted model, not a curated record. Gene Ontology annotation, molecular function: protein binding.